GCCUUUGGACUUGGUCAAUCGCAUUCACACCUUCCAAACCAAACUCACCAGCCUCGGUUCAUAUGUUGUGCACCAACACUCUCUGUCUCUGUCUUCCUCAUAAAGGAAUUACUCUGUCUCACUUUUUGGAGUUUCAUCCGUCAAUUGAAGCAAAAGGGUUCUUGUAGCAGAUCCAAGACAGUAUCACUUCUAUGCUAAGAAUGGCAUCAAUCAAUGAACUUGGUCAACAUCAAAUGAUAAAGACACAUUUGCUCAAAGUGCACAUUAACUGUCUAGGAUGCCGGCAGAAAGUGAAGAAACUCCUCCGGAAGAUUGACGGUGUUUACUCAGUACACAUUGAUCCAGAACAAGAGUUGGUAACUGUUUCCGGCACGGUGGACUCCGAUGUUUUGAUUAAGAAGUUGGCAGGUUCUGGUAAAUACGCUGAGAUUUUUCUUCCAGACUUCAAAGCAAAUCCGAAACAAGAAGAAAAUGGCUCAAAGACAUACUCAGACAAUGAUAUACAGAUCCUACGUCCUGCGGAUUCAAUGCCCUCCACUUUCUUCGAAGGAGAUAGGACCCUCGGAAACUAUCUUAACACAAACAUCGGAGAGAGGACCUUGAUGGGCAGGAGGGUUGAUGCUGUCCACUGGAAGGGAGACAUGAAUCCCGGCAUCUAUCCCCAAAGAAAUGGCCUCGGUUAUGCUGGCUUCGGAGGCCCUCAAAUUGACCAUCAGAAUCUUCCCACCGUUCCCCAUCUUCCACCGAUGUCGAUUUGGGCUCGCCCAUACCAAUUUUCAGCUCCUGAGAUAAUGCACGUCUAUGACCCCAACAACCUAAUGAUGAAGGAGGGCCCGAGUGACUAUAGUUCGUAUCUCUCUUGGCUUUAUGGGAUGCAACCCUCAUUUCACUUUACUCCAUGAUUGCGAUGACCGCAUGAAUAGCGCAAUGGCUCUCUAGUUUCUAGAUUCUAAAUAACAGAAGAUCAAUGAUUAUCGUACCAGUAUUGGCCUUGAAUUUUUGCACCAUAUUUAUUUCUAGCAAUCUGCUUAAGUUGUGUUGUAAGCAACAAUUUUCCAAAGGCGAAUAGGGAACUGAGAUGACUAAUUAAAGCCCGUAUAAGUGGUGUCUGAAAGUUCACUCAUUUAUAAGGACUAGAACAGCAGGUUCAGCAAAUUAAAACCCAUUUCAGUGGUCAUUUAUCUA
Messenger RNA from Syzygium oleosum, 1185 nucleotides. RefSeq lists its product as uncharacterized. The record is from RefSeq and is a predicted model, not a curated record. Lineage: Eukaryota; Viridiplantae; Streptophyta; Magnoliopsida; Myrtales; Myrtaceae. Gene Ontology annotation, molecular function: metal ion binding. The transcript is spliced from 3 exons. Bases 192 to 902 code for a protein of 236 amino acids.